GUACCUUCCUUCGAGUGCGCCGCUCGGCAAAUGUCUGAAGCAGCAAAUCAACCGAAUCAGCCAAGCCCCGAGGUGCUUCAGAAGCUUGCCACUGCCAAGGAGAAGAAGGAUGCCGCAGAUCAUGCCUUCAAGGAAGGAGAUUUGAAAAAUGCUCUUAGAUCUUACCAUGAGGCGUUGAUGUACUUGAAAGGAUUGGACAAAAACGCGUCCACAGCGAUGUCGGAUGCUGUUGCUGAUAGUUCUCCUGUGGAUGGCGCGGCCACCGAGAAGCCGAAAACCGAGGCAUGUAGCGCAGACGAGAUGAUGGAGAAAAUCUAUUCCAAUCAGUCUGCAUGCCAUUUGAAACAGGGCAACUGGAAGCGUACCGUCGAGACCGCAGACAAAGCACUUGCUCUCAACGCGAACAACUAUAAAGCGCUAUUCCGAAAGGCCAAGGCACUCGGAGAAUCGGGCUACUUUGAGAAGGCGGAGAAGAUCCUGGAUGACCUCUUGAAGAAAAACGAAGCGGAUGCUCUUGCCAUCAAUGCUGAAUUGACCCGCCUUCGAGCAAUAGACAACGAACGAGAGAAAAUGCACAAUCAGAAGUACAAAGGCUUCUUGAACAAAAAGCCGGCGGAUGGACAGGCAGCAUAAAUUUUCCCCGAUAUUUUUCUGUCUCUCUCUUUCGAGGUGUAGUGCUUUCUGUUUGUCGUGUUAUGCCUUUGAUCAUCUUGUACUCUUUUGACAAUCUCAUUCUGCUGGUGUCGAUUACAAUGUAUACAUAUCUUAGACAGUCAUUCCAUUUAUCCCCUUGUGCGUUCAAAUCGAACC
Laetiporus sulphureus 93-53 is the source of this 810-nucleotide messenger RNA. RefSeq lists its product as uncharacterized. The coding region runs from base 31 to 633 and encodes 200 amino acids. The transcript has 8 exons. The record is from RefSeq and is a predicted model, not a curated record. Lineage: Eukaryota; Fungi; Basidiomycota; Agaricomycetes; Polyporales; Laetiporaceae. Gene Ontology annotation, molecular function: protein binding.